Molecule: messenger RNA, 842 nt
Organism: Sardina pilchardus (European sardine)
Lineage: Eukaryota; Metazoa; Chordata; Actinopteri; Clupeiformes; Clupeidae
Gene: mlana
Product: melan-A
Exons: 5
Coding region: 140-493 (117 amino acids)
Cellular component (GO): melanosome
Source: RefSeq, a predicted model, not a curated record
GUGAGGUUUACCCUCCUAGAGCCUUGCGAGUAGAGAUUUAAACUAAGGCCAGUGGAAGCAGUGGACAGGCUUCUCUGAGACGCUCUGCACUUACACCCAUUUCCUUCCUAAAUCUAAUUAUCCAUUCAAGCUGAUCAGAAUGCCACGCGGCGAUUUCAGUGUCCACUUUGCAAGCAGAGGACGGGGUGGUAAUGUUCGGGCUGAAGAAGCCGCAGGCAUAGCUCUUCUGGUGGUUAUUUUGGUGGCACUUCUUAUCUUGGGAUGCUGGUACUUCAGAAGGCGAAGUGGUUACAAAAUCAUACGGAGUCCCAGGAGCAAUGCACAGCCAUGGAGAACAACAUUGAGUACAGGCCAAUACAGUGAAGGCGGAGCUGCAGUUGAGAAUAAAGUACCAUUGAAUGACUUCAGUAAUCUGCAACCUGUGGUACCCAACGCCCCUCCAGCCUACGAGAGGAUAGUUUCAAGCCCGCCACCGCCACCUUAUUCACCUUGAUAUGGAGGCGUCACCUCAAAGACCUUAUUUUUAUUCUAAAUAAGUACAUUGAUGAUAAAAAAAAAAAAAUUGGUCACACUUUACUUGGAUAGUCCAUACACAGACUAUUUACAGAUGCUCUGAUGAUAAACAAACUUUUUCUAAACUACAAUUGAUGGUUAAGGUAGUGGGAGCUAGACCUGCCCUUACAUUUUACAUACUCAACUCAAAUCUUAAUCAUAAUUUUAAUCUAAAUCUUGAAUUGUAUUGGAUGUACCCUUUCUUGUAAAUGUAUAUUGCAUUAGUUUAGCAUCUUUCACAAAAUAUACAGAAAUUACGUUGGAAUACAAACACCUCUGCAACACCAUAA